UUCCUAUGCACCCCAUUAUUACUAUAUAUGGCAUACACCGCUACCCAAUUUGCCGCCAAACAUGAUAAUCAUAACACGCUGGCGGCCUAUGUUCAAGUCGCAUGUUGGAUUUUACAAUUCAUCGGACACGGAUUUGCAGAAAAACGUAGUCCAACCUUACUUGAUAACCUUGCACAAGCCGUUUUACUUGCCCCAUUAUUUGUUUGGUUCGAAGUUUUAUUCUUUUUGGGAUAUCGAUCUGCGCUCCAGCAUCGUGUUAACGCUAAAGUGGAAGCUGCGAUUGCCGAAUUCAAAUCACGAAAGCAGAAGUCAUCAAAGAAAGUUGAGUAA
Ambispora leptoticha is the source of this 330-nucleotide messenger RNA. The record is from the annotation of a GenBank genome assembly. NCBI's taxonomy places the organism in Eukaryota, Fungi, Glomeromycota, Glomeromycetes, Archaeosporales, Ambisporaceae.